Molecule: messenger RNA, 534 nt
Organism: Menidia menidia (Atlantic silverside)
Lineage: Eukaryota; Metazoa; Chordata; Actinopteri; Atheriniformes; Atherinopsidae
Source: the annotation of a GenBank genome assembly
UUUGAAAAAACCGUCGUCCAUUACGAGGAAGAGAUCGAUCGUCAGCGCCGGCUGUUGGAAAUCACAUUGAGCCCCCGAGUGCAGCUGCACAGAAUAGUUCUCUCAAUCUCCAUAAAAGAACCCACUCAGGCGAGAAACCUUAUAUGUGCACUAUAUGUGGGAAAAGUUUUUCUAAAAAAAGUACCCUCGUUGUCCAUAAAAGAACCCACUCAGGUGAGAAACCUUAUUUGUGCACUAUAUGUGGGAAAAGUUUUUCUGCAAAAAAUCAUCUCAAUGUCCAUAAAAGAACCCACUCAGAGGCUUAAGGUGAGACUGAGACUGCUGCCACGGGCCCGAUGUUUGUUUGACCAGCCCGUUAAGGUGAAGUUGGCCGGAUUGAGGCCGAGACAGGUGGUCACCCUGAGAGCCAGAUCACAUCAGGACAUGUCCUCUCAGCAUAUGAGAGACUUUAUCUGCCAGCGUCUAACUGCGGCUGCUGAAGAAAUAUUCUCAGAGUUUGAAAAAACCGUCGUCCAUUACGAGGAAGAGAUCGAU